This is a messenger RNA of Penicillium argentinense, 1284 nucleotides long. RefSeq names its product initiator tRNA phosphoribosyl transferase family protein. The record is from RefSeq and is a predicted model, not a curated record. Gene Ontology annotation, molecular function: tRNA adenosine(64)-2'-O-ribosylphosphate transferase activity. NCBI's taxonomy places the organism in Eukaryota, Fungi, Ascomycota, Eurotiomycetes, Eurotiales, Aspergillaceae. Gene Ontology annotation, biological process: charged-tRNA amino acid modification. The transcript is spliced from 4 exons. Bases 1 to 1284 code for a protein of 427 amino acids. Gene Ontology annotation, cellular component: cytoplasm.
AUGUCCGGAGAAUCAUCGGGUUCAUUCCCGACCCUGGAGUCGCUCCAUUUCCCGUCCGCUCAAAUGUCCAUCUCGCAGACCCUGUCCUCCCUGCGUCGGUCUGCGCUUUCGGUCUCAAACCGACUCCAGUCCAUUGAGACAGAUGCAGCUUUUGUGCGCGAGGUAGCGUACCAUUAUGAUCUGCCGCUGGUCGCGAAUGAGCGUUGCGGCAGUUGGUAUAUUGAUCCCGAGACGAAGGCUGGUAGUGCAUAUUUCAAAAGCACGGAUGGUCACACCGGGCAGUGGGACUUUAGCUUUCUAAUGCCAGACGCCCUUUCUAAAACAGUCCCGAUCUGGAGCGCCGUUCUAAAUCGAGCCCUCUUCCCAGAAAAGACGGAAUACCACCCAGUCCAACUCCCGCCAAACUACCUCGGCGCCUCCGAAGAAUCACAAAUAGAAUCGCGAAUCGACAGCUUCGUUUCAUCCCUCAAGGGCCUCAAAUUGGAUCUGGAACAGCUGCGUUCGCAGCUCGGCAAGCCCAUUCGUGUUGCCUGGGCCAAUCGCUCGUACUUUCACCCGACGGAUCUGUACAAGGGCGAUGCAUACUGCUUGCUCGUGCUAUGCUCCGCUUCCAGGCGGGUGCAGGGCGCUGAGAUAUCGGAAGGAGGGUAUAUCCAGGGUGCGGGUGAUGAUAGCGAGGGAUGGGCGCAUGGACUGACGCCCUCCGUGUUCUGGGAGAACCAGGAUAUUCUCAAGUCCACACCGGAAGAGGGAUUGCCGGCCUUGAUUAAGGAGUUGGUGGCUGGUCAGUCGCGGCAGGGUGCGGGUCACGAUGCGACGCUUAUUGGGCCGACGUCGAAUCUCUUUAUUGGGGUGUCUGAUGCGCUCAAGGAGGCUGGUGUCGGUCCAUAUGAUCUUGUUAUUGAUUGCAAUGGGGAUCCGGCUGCUGUAGAGGGGAAACCGAAGCGGUUGAAUCUGGGCUGUGCGUCUGCGAAGCUGGGGAGUCGAGAUCUACGAAAGUCGCUGGAUAAAGUGCGGGACUUUGUUUGGGGGCAUCUGGGGUCGGAUUCGUCGUUGUCGUUGUUGGUGAUGUGCGAGAAUGGGAAGGAUCUUUCGGCAGGGACGCUGCUUGCGAUUAUUUGUCUCUUUUACAAUGAUGAAGGGAAAUUCGACGUCUCGCAGGGAGAGCAUUCCGUCAGCAAACAAUAUAUCCGACAGCGGCUAGCCUGGAUCGUAUCAUCAAAGCACGACGUGAAUCCGUCCCGCUCGACGCUUCAGUCGGUCAACGCGUUUCUCAUGUCGUGA